CGGGAGUCGGCGGACACCCUUGUCAUAACCAAUUUUUCAGCCGGACUUUCAUCUCCUGAAAAAGGCCCUACAGACAUUGGUACAGUCCGAAGUUUGAGACGAGCACUAGUGACACUACUGGUGUUGUUGGGCCGGCGGACCCCGCCAAGCAGACAUAAUUUCAGGCACUAAACACACUUGUCGGGACAAAGAUUUUCAAGUGAUGGCACGCUCCGCCCGGAUCCAGAGCACACUGGUGUACACCCCACACUGACAUCAUCAUGAUCGAUAUCGCACCGCCCACUGCAGUUAUAAAAGACCUCACCUCCAUGUUCUAUUGAAUUCAGUUUUCUUUUAUUACACAAACACUAUGUGGUUCACGUCCAAUUCUGAAGAGUCUCAAGCACACUCGCAGGUGACUGGCGGACACAGCGCCAAACUGAGCCAUGAGCUCAUUGCCGCUGCCGCAUCAUACGAGGCUGCUAAAGCGUAUGAGAAGCAUGUCCAGAAGAACGGAAAACCUGCAAACCAUGCGAAGGCCGUGGAGGUGCUUGCAGCGCUGACGGGUGGCUUUGUUGACCGCAUUGCAGAGACCAAGGGAAUGGAUGCACUUGAUAAGGAAAAAGCCAAGCAUGCAGCACAUGAACGCGCUAAAAGCUCCCUCGAGAAACAUGGAGAAUUUUGAUCGUGCCAUAGUAGUAGGUUGAACGCGCACGACGGACUUGGUAACACCCAUCACGAAGUCGGGCUGGGGAUGUUUUUCAUAGAUACUUUUAGCAAAAUCAUACCAAGUAUCCACAAAUUAUAUCCAACUACAAAGCAAUAUAUAAGUCGAUUUAUUCGACGAAAUUCACCUUGCCAAGGUAAAUGUCGUAAAUUAGGUUCAGUGCAAGAACCAAGAGGUGUGCGACGGAGAAAUCCGACAAACCAUCCAUUUGCUUACGGUAAGCAAAAAACUUUAUUUCAGCCACUUUGGCGUUAUAUCAUGC
Suillus subaureus is the source of this 968-nucleotide messenger RNA. RefSeq lists its product as uncharacterized. The record is from RefSeq and is a predicted model, not a curated record. The transcript has 5 exons. NCBI's taxonomy places the organism in Eukaryota, Fungi, Basidiomycota, Agaricomycetes, Boletales, Suillaceae. Bases 350 to 664 code for a protein of 104 amino acids.